ACGUGAUUGAGCGGUCAGUGUUUGCUCUGAGCUCGCGCUACGCUUUCUUCCGGUUUCGUUGUGCGGUUUCGUUCCGCUUUUGCCGUUUAAAUGCUUCUCAUUCACAACAGAAAUGACAGCGAUUAUCUGGCACCCGUGCGAUCGCUAACAAACUUCAGUCUCACCGUUAGAGAGAAAAAAAAAAAGAAAAAAGAAAAAGCAAAAUGCGACCGACUAGUCACAGUCUGGAGUCCUGCCUUUUCCAAAUAACUUGUCAAACUGGUUUAAUAUCUACUCUGACAUCGACUUGUGGAGCUUAGUUUUAGCAAAACAAAACACAGGACCGAACUACACUUAAAAAGCUUUUUCUAAACUAACUGGUUGUAAGUAAAACCUUAUUUAUAUUCUUAGUGUAGUUAAUACGGGUACUUGAGUAACAGAUAGGCUAUUUAAAGAUACAUUUGGCCUUAUAGCUUGUACGAUGAAAUUGAACAUAACACCCAUCUUGCUCUUCACACUGAUUCUGUCAUUUCACACCGUACAAGGAGAAGCUUCUGAUGAAGAUGAAGUGCGGAUCCUGGUCGUGGGAGUCAGAGGUCAGUCCAGAUUCGUCGCUGCAGAUCUUCUGUCAGGAAGGAAAGACGGUGGACAGGAGGACAGAGAGAUUGUAAAGACUCCAGUAAUUACAGACGAGGCUCGUAGAAUGAUGCUGGUCACUGGACCAAACCUCUGUGAGGAGGACACAGCGAGACAGACCUUCACAACAGCGCUGUUUCUCUCGUCUCCUGGACCUCACGCCGUUUUAAUGGUCCUGAAUCUGGAAGAUCAACAAUCACAACAGUGUGAUAUUGAGAAACGAGCCCAGGAGCUGCUGGGAGCAGAAGUCCUGCAGUACUGCAUUGUUCUUCUGCUCCAAAAUCAGCAGGAACCUUUCACAGGAGCGUCCAGAGGGAUUGCUGGAGAAGUGAUCAACGCUUGUGGAGGAAGAUUUCACAUGUUAAGAGUCUCUGAACCAGAAGCUGCUCAAAGAGCAGCUCUCAUAGAAGAAAUAGACAAGUUAGCUUGGCUCAAUGAUCACAGAUUUUACUCAGUAUUGAGACAAGAGUUAGAAACAGAAGAGACCAGUCAAGACGUGCAUGAACAAAAUCAGAUGCUCUCUGAAAAACAUGACAAUUCAGCAGAAACUGCACGAUGGAUUUUACUAAUUUUACUGAACACUGCUUUUAUUUUCACUAAAAUAACGCAUGAACAUUUCCAUUUUGCAGAAAUACUAUUUGUACUCGUCAGUUUUACGGUCGUUAUAAGAAACACUCUCAAUCCAGAUGUUGCCGUUCCUUUAAAUCUGAUCCUAUCCUCCACUUUCACAGUAGCCGCUGCAUAUCAUGACUUUGCAAAUUCACGACACGGACACCAAAUCAUAAUGUUUUUAGUCAUGAUCUUUACAUUUCCCAGUAUAGUGUUCAUAGCAGGUCUAGGACUGACUGUAGGAGCAGCUCUCAGUAUACGGACGUGGUCAGAUGUGCUCAUAGCGUGCCAUGCUGCUCCCGGAGUCACAUUCGGGGCUCAUUUAUACACUAUAUACUCCAUUAUACCAGAUCAAAUGCAAACUCGGACAACUCUUGUCUUUACAUUUAAGUUAUUCCUGUUUUGUUUUGUUGGAGUGACGCUCUCAAUGGGGUCUGUGACUGUAUUUGCACUGUUUGGUGUGGAGAGAACAAUAUUUCUACUAAUAUUAGGAUUUACAAAAGCGUUUUUCCAUUUAAAGGGUGAUGCUGUGAAAUUUGUUGUUUAUUUCCUGAUUUUUCCAUGCUGUUGUGUAUUUAUUGGUUCUUUAAUUUCAUUUUUAUGCUGUAUAUCAUUUGAUUAUAUUUUUACAGUAAUUCAAAGCCAAUAAUAGUGACUAAAAUCAAAAGACGCUACAGAUUUUGGAUCAUAAGUUAGCGCUGACUUUGAUUUUAGGGUUAUGUUAAUAUUUCAAACACACCGAUGUUCCUUCAAUGAAGGAUACUUUUGAGGUACCUGUGUACUUUCAGGAAAUAAUUCUCUCUUACAACUCACCAUUUUAUUUAAUUUGUUCACUAACGAGCGUUUAACAUCGGGUACACGGACAUCAUAGUAAAAUCUUCAAUAUUUACUGUGCAAUAUCAUUUCGACUACAUUUUAAAUGAUGUAUUGUGUUUAUCAGUGUUAUGUGGUGAAUUUUUUUUUUUUUACUGGAAUAAAAUGGCUAUUUUCAUAGUUUGAAUUUUAUGUAUGCAAAUACACAUUAAAAAUAUUUUGACACUUUAUACAUAAUUUUGCAUAAAUAAAACAGAAAUUUC
Molecule: messenger RNA, 2300 nt
Organism: Onychostoma macrolepis
Lineage: Eukaryota; Metazoa; Chordata; Actinopteri; Cypriniformes; Cyprinidae
Exons: 2
Coding region: 461-1873 (470 amino acids)
Molecular function (GO): GTP binding
Source: RefSeq, a predicted model, not a curated record